AUGGUCCAGCGCCAUAGCCCGAGAGAAUGCCUAAGCUCGCCAUUGGCCGAAGAACUACCCACGAAAUGUCAACAGUUGCGGAAAGGUUUCAGCGAGUGCAAACGCGGGAUGAUUGAUAUGCGCAAACGAUUCCGUGGAAACCAACCGAUCGCGCUGUCCAAAGAAAUCGAAGGCGGGAAAUCCAACAAGCCCCAGCAGUUAUACGCCGGUAAGCCGGCGUUCGAGACGGUCAAAGAAGUCAGUGGGGAUGAAGUCCAGAUGGACCCGGAGAAGACGAGGGGUUUAUAA
Messenger RNA from Aspergillus chevalieri, 288 nucleotides. RefSeq names its product PET191 family protein. The transcript is spliced from 2 exons. Gene Ontology annotation, cellular component: mitochondrion. The record is from RefSeq and is a predicted model, not a curated record. Gene Ontology annotation, biological process: mitochondrial respiratory chain complex IV assembly. Bases 1 to 288 code for a protein of 95 amino acids. NCBI's taxonomy places the organism in Eukaryota, Fungi, Ascomycota, Eurotiomycetes, Eurotiales, Aspergillaceae.